CUCUGCUGGGCAGGGGUGCCGAUCCAAAUCAGAGAGGCACCAUCGUGAAGAAGGGAAAGCCAUCGUUUCCCCUCCUCGUUGCAGCAGAGUCUGGCAACCCCGCAAUUAUCGACUCGCUCUUGGAAGCGGGUUCAAAAUUAAAUGAUCAGGACUCUGAAGGCUUCAGUGCUUUGCAUGUUGCGGCUGCCUGUCGCACAUCGGACGGGCUCAAGUCACUCCUCCACAAACACGGUGCGGACAUGAAUGCAAGGCUUUUGAACGGCAGUCUACCAAUCCAUUCGGCUGCAUCAAGGGGCGCCCGGGAAAAUCUUGGGAUAUUACUCGAUGCCGGCGCAGACAUCAACGCUAGAAACGACAAUGGUCGCACGCCCCUGCAUUGGGCAGCAGACAAUGGCAACUGGGAGACGAUCGAAGCUCUCCUGGAACGGGGAGCCCGGGUAGAUGUGAAAUCUCAAGACGACGGAGCCAAUACUCCGGUGGACAUGGCUUAUUUGGCAAAGGGUAAAUCACUCUGGGCUGGUAGGAUUUUCUGGGCUGACUGGAAGGACGAGAGGAUAGAGAGGCUGCUGCAGAGACUGAAAGAAGCGUCAGAUUGAGUGAGG
This is a messenger RNA of Aspergillus campestris IBT 28561, 602 nucleotides long. RefSeq names its product ankyrin repeat domain-containing protein. NCBI's taxonomy places the organism in Eukaryota, Fungi, Ascomycota, Eurotiomycetes, Eurotiales, Aspergillaceae. The transcript has a single exon. The coding region runs from base 240 to 596 and encodes 118 amino acids. The record is from RefSeq and is a predicted model, not a curated record. Gene Ontology annotation, molecular function: protein binding.